UCAGCGACUCUAAGUUAUCUGUUCAAGUCAGCCUCGAUUCCACCGUCGGAUUAUUCAAGUCCAUCCUUUCCCAGCCGACUGAUAUCCCUGCUGAGGAGCAGAAAGUUAUCUAUAACGGCCGGAUCUUAAAGGAUGAUCAAACCCUAAAAAGCUGUGGUCUGGAGGCAGACCACACAGUUCAUCUUAUUCGAGGUUCUGCCGCAGCUGCUUCUGCUAGUGCAACCAAUGUUGUAAAUCCAAAUGCUAAUCAGGAUGCUCCCAGUGUUGCUGUUCCCACUACAGGGGGGCUGUUUCUCAGAGUUGGUGGAGGUCCACUCUUUUCUGGACUUGGAAGUAGAGGUGGUUCGUUUGGAGCUGGACUUCCAGAUUUUGAGCAGGUCCAGCAACAUGACUCCAAUAUGAUGAGAGAGAUAUUGAAUAUGCCUCUAGUUCAGGAUCUAGUGAAUGACCCAGAAAUCAUCUGCAACUUUGUCGUGAACAGUCUUCAAAUGCAAAAGUAUGUGAAUCUUAAUCCCGAGCUCCCACACAUAUUCAAUGACCCUGCUAUAUUUCUCCAGACAUGGGAGGCUGCACGUAAUGAACUCAUGCAUGAGACGAUAAGAACUAUUCAAUGGUCAUUGAGCCACACUGAAUCGUCUCCUGAAGAAUUUAACAUGCUAAGGCACAUGUAUGAGAAUGUCCAAGAGCCAUUUCUGAAUGCAACAAGCAUGGCUGGAGAUACAAGAAAUGAUUCAGGGACAAACCCAUUCGUGGCUCUUUUGGGAGCCCAGGAACAAGGCAGAAACCGAUCAACUAACCCUCCAGCUACUGGUUCUGACACAACUGCUAAUCCUCUUGCUCCAAACUCGAACCCACUUUCGGAUCCUUGGGCAUCAGCUGACUGUAAGUUUCUAGCAAGUUUGUGGAUCUAAUUCUAUUUGCUGCUAGACUUAACCUUGUUACUUCAUCUCCUAUGUUGUUCACCAGGGUCUUCUGCAUAUUAAAAGAAACUUUUUAUCUCUUUCCUAUUUCUCGUUCUGGAGAUGCUUUCAUGCAUCUUCACUGCUUGGGUGCCAUGAAGUCAUCAUACUCAUGCAAUUUGUGCUUAGACCUUGAACAUUUGAACACCUGUUCUCUGUAGCUACUUUUUUUCUUUGUUUUUCUCUGGUAAAAAUAUUUCAAAGUUUAGCAUAAUUUUGUCAGGAUAUUUCUUAAAAACAAUUUUAUACUUUUAACUAUAUCAGCUAAUGUCUUAUGUAUGUAGCAUUCAUUAUCUUGCUUCCCCCCUUCCCCCUUUUUCAACUACUUUUGAUAAGCGGGGUAUUGUCUUUUUUCUCUAUUUUGCAGUUGGAGGUGCCCAAAUGAAUACCGCUCCCAUAUCAAAUGCUUCUAGGAAUAUUUGGGGAUCCUCUCCUGGUGAUUUGGAUGACAUAGCAGAUUUGCAGCGAAUGCUAGGUGGCAUACCUGGCGCCUCUUUUGAAAAUCAGUUAAUAGGAUACCCAUCUCACAGAUAUUGCAGCACAUAAACCAGGUAUUUAUUUAUUUAAUUUGUACUAAAGCUUACAAACAGUCAUCAAGUUUAAGGUUUUAUUCUUUUUUCUCCUGGUUUUCUUUUUUUGUUGUUUGUGAUGGAGAAUUUCUUGUCAAGCUUCUCAUUUCUUGAGUAUCUUGGUGGUUAGAUAAUGGGGCUCGACCCCAACUCUCAUCCUGGGGAUAUGAUGCCAAAUCCUGAAUUAAUUCAUCAAUUGAUGUCCUCUGAGAGGAUGCAGGAAUAUCUUGUACAACAAGGGCUAUUUCCUCACUUUGAUCAGCCGCAAUCAAACCAGUAAGUCUGGACAUAUAUCUAU
Solanum lycopersicum (tomato) is the source of this 1826-nucleotide messenger RNA. NCBI's taxonomy places the organism in Eukaryota, Viridiplantae, Streptophyta, Magnoliopsida, Solanales, Solanaceae. The record is from RefSeq and is a predicted model, not a curated record.